Messenger RNA from Hemibagrus wyckioides, 1907 nucleotides. RefSeq names its product DnaJ (Hsp40) homolog, subfamily C, member 5 gamma b (gene dnajc5gb). Lineage: Eukaryota; Metazoa; Chordata; Actinopteri; Siluriformes; Bagridae. Bases 169 to 768 code for a protein of 199 amino acids. The record is from RefSeq and is a predicted model, not a curated record. The transcript is spliced from 7 exons.
UACAGAUUCCGGAACAGCACACUUCCUGGUACAAAACAAAAAGUCGCGAUUUUACUACGUUUCGUGUUACCGUGACCAAAAUGACAUUCAGGACAUCAUAAGAAACUUUGACACAGCCACAAACGCUCUUUAUAAUUUCACGUGUUCGCCUGUGGAGAGAAUUGAAGGAUGACAGAUCCCAACAAACCUGGGCGCAAGCUGUCCACAUCAGGAGAAAGCUUAUACAAGAUCCUGGACCUGCAAAAAGGAGCUUCCUCUGAGGACAUUAAAAAAUCUUAUAGAAAACUGGCACUACGGUAUCACCCUGACAAGAACCCUGACAACCCUGAGGCUGCAGAAAAGUUUAAAGAGAUCAACAAUGCUAACUCCAUUCUUAAUGAUGAGACCAAACGUCAGAUCUACGAUCAAUAUGGAUCCAUGGGCCUUUACGUUUCUGACCAGUUCGGAGAAGAGAGUGUUAAAUACUACUUCCUCAUGUCAAAGUGUUGGUUCAAGGCACUUUUUUUCUGUACCAUGCUCUUCACUUGCUGCUGUUGCUGCUGCUGCUGCUGCUUCUGUUGUGGGAAGUGUGGAUCAAAAGAAGAAGAGGAGGAAUACUUCUAUGUGGAUCCCGAGCAACUUGAAGCUCAAAUGUUUGAAGAGCAAAACAAAGGAAAUCAAACUGUUAUCAUCGGACAGCCAGUUCCCUCUGCAGCUCCUGAAGCUUCACCACAGGGUCCAGUGAUCAUAGGCAUGCCUAUUCCUAGUCAAGACCCCAAGGACCAUUAAGGUGGAGACAGCAUACAGCCAGCUCUCUACAGAACAUCAGUCUUUUGCCUCUAAGGAUCAAACUUCUGUACAAAAGUGGCUGGCCAUGUUUUUGGACUUGGCCCACUGUCAGUAAGGGGAAAGUUAAAAUUCAGUGCAGCACUUGAGGAAAUUUUGGCUGAUAGGCAGGGGCUGUAUAGUGUGUGUGUGUGUGUGCAUGCACUCUGUGGACUGAAAGUGGUUCAGAAUGUACCGUUUACACUUACUGUACUUUUCCUUCUGUUCUUUUAAUGUGGUAUCAAGUUCUUUCCUAGAUUUAGAUAUUUAUAUAGUGAAAUCUUUUAAAUUAACAGUACCUAAUUUGCUUUUGACUGAGUUUCUCCAGCCCAAAGAAAUAUACUGGUGUUCAUAUUGUACAGAGUUUGGAAAAAGAAAAUGUAAUUAUCAAAUAUCUUUAGGAGCACACAAUACCAGCAUGUUUGGUCUGCCUUCGUUUGUCUUAAUUAGCAAAUUUAAAUGGGAAAUAUAUAAUAGUUUAAAUGACUGUGGCCCUGUGAGACUUUAAUAUUUAUCUUUUCUCAUAAAAAAUAUUGACAGUAUUUAAAAUGUUUUAAAUAUUUAUCAUGGACAAACACUUUAUAGGCAGCAGGGAUUGGACUAUGAUGCUGUAUUAGAGCAUUUUAAGUUAAAAUACUCUGCUUAAGAAUGUACUGUGAUUAAAAAAAUGCAAGCAAAUAUUAGUUUUUGAUAUCUACAUACAAGUCCAUAUUUAUAUCUGCCUCCAAAUAAAUGCUGUGUAUUCAGGCUCUUAGUGAAAUACAUUAAACCCCCAACCCCAUACCCUUCACCCCCACACACACAAACAAUUAUAAUUUGUAUAACUUGUCUCUAUUUUAUUAAAGACAAGUCAUAGAUUACUCAGGUAUCUGCAAGAUUGAGAUUUUUCAUGCUUCUGGGAUCUCACAAAACUAUUUUUCUUUUGAGAAAUUUAAACAAUGGCAUAACUGUAAUGAGUCGUCUAAUAUUUUUUUAUAUUAGUAUAAUGCAAAGUCGAUACAGUACAAUACUUCAAAUGUUUGUGCAAUAUAAAGAUGUUUGUAUUUGUAAAUUGGAAGUGUAUGCAAUGAUUUAAAUGGAAUAAAUUAUACUUUUGAGUGCCA